Ruditapes philippinarum (Manila clam) is the source of this 810-nucleotide messenger RNA. RefSeq lists its product as uncharacterized. Lineage: Eukaryota; Metazoa; Mollusca; Bivalvia; Venerida; Veneridae. The transcript has 4 exons. Gene Ontology annotation, molecular function: protein dimerization activity. The annotation marks the transcript as partial. The record is from RefSeq and is a predicted model, not a curated record.
CACAUGAUGUGUGACGUUCUGCCUCAUCUGUCUGACCUUUCCAAGGCUAUGCAGGAAAUUUUAUGGGUGUCUUCCAAGUUUGUUCUUUCAGUACUUCAGGGCCUCAUGAUGACACCAGGAGUACACUUUGAGGCAGCCCCAGAUGGAGUUGCUGCUCUAAAGGGUUUCAGCAUCACUGUGCCAACACCAGAUCAGGUUAUCAGGUACAAAGAACAGGUGUAUACUCCUUUCAUUCACCGGUUGAUCACCAAUCUAGAAGAAAGAUUUCCUGAUCUGUCAGUACUUCAGCUCUUUGAUGUAUUUGACACAACAAAGUUCCCAAAUGGUGAUCUGGGUAACCAUGGAGAGAAUGAAAUCAAGGUAUGUGGUGCACUACAUGGCACAGACCAGAAUGCAGACAAGGCCAUGGAGUGGAUCACCAACCUACAUACAAGCCACCAACACUUGUACAAGCUGGCCGCUGUAGGUCUACUGCUUCCUCCUUCAACUGCUGACUGUGAGAGGGGCUUCAGCUCUAUGAAGAGAAUUAAGUUGGAGAAACGUGCCUCACUGAAAUCCACUGUCCUCAAUGCAUUGAUGAUGUUGAGCAUGGAGGGCCCUCCCCUAGAGGCAGUGGAUUUCAGUGAGAUGGUGGACACAUGGUACAAGGAAAAACCUAGAAGGAUUGAACUGUAAAGUGUAAAUUCAGGAUAAGUGACAAUGUGAAAAUGAAAGUGUAAAAAAAUUGUUUGUGUUAAACUGUGAAGAGUGGACUAUGCAGAUAAACAGUUAAUGUAUAUAGUGUUUAUAAAUGCCUUUUUGUGUUGUUUU